UAGCCUUGAGAAAAACGAUGGUUCGAGCCCACAAACAAGCCUGGGUUUGGCAAGAUGAGUGGUGGGGACUCACUAUUAAAGACAUCCGAGAAAUUGAGCGUCAAACUCAAGAAGCUCUAGCUGCAAAGAUGGCGCACGCAAAUGAGCUUGAAGGCGACGGUCCGAAAAGUCCUUUGCCUACACCGACGUUGAAAGAAUCUCCUGUAGAUGUUUCUGAACCGGCUCCGGAAGAAAACCCUGGCACUUCGAUUACGGAUGCCGCACGACUUGUUCUUCGGGUUCCCGAUAGAAGGCCGUCACGAGGAAGCCGUAACCUUGAAGAAGACGUUCUCACUGCGAGAAUGGAAAGCAUUGCUCACGACUCCGAUCAAGGAUCAGAUGCCAGUGAUGAAUUCUACGAUGCCAAGGAUGAGUUUUCGGAAACACUGUCGCUAACUAAGUGGAACUCGAUGGAACUUGUUCCUGACGGGGACAACGUGCAAUGUUCGGGUCCGAGUUGCCCGAAAAGAGAAGAUGUAAGUGCGGAGAUGUCGUCGAAAAAGUCGGAUGUUACUACAUUCCGUGGGGCAUUCGAGUCCGUGAUGAGACAACAUUAUCCGUGCCUUGUUGGACGCGUUGUCGUUCAACUCGUUCCGUGUCCUGCAAUGUGCUCUGAAGCCCUCGGAUUAUUUUCCAGUUUAAGUCCGUAUUCCUUCGACGUGUCGCCAACCGCCAGCGAUGGUAACGUUUCCAUCACCCGAGACGCCAUUCCCAUCGGCGCCGUGCCGCUUUUCAUGACUAAUUCGCCGGAAUAUCACGAUGCAGUCUCCAGAGUCAUUUCACGAGCCAAUUCAGUCUAUCACGAAUUUUUGCGGAGUGAGGAAGGAGUCGGUUUUAGUGGCCAAGUUGUGAUUGUGGGAGAUUCCGCGGGAGCUAUUUUUGCCUACGAUGCUCUGUGCGGACAUGAUCGGCCUGAGAAACGACUGAGUUCGGAGAGCAUUGAUAAGGAUGGACUUCAUGAGCAGCAACACUCAAAGGUGCACGCUAACGUGAGUUGGUACUAUAAUGUGUUGGAAUCGGUUUCGGAGAGCGAGGCCUGGGAACCGGGAAGGAAACCAAGUUGUCAGAAAAGUUUUAGACUUAGCUGCGACAGUCAAGCUGGUCAGCUGGAUUUUGAAGUAUCCAGCUUCUUUCUUAUGGGAUCUCCUUUGUCGAUAAUUUUGGCAUUCCGUCGGAUUCAAAACUCUGAGGACAGGAACGGUAUGCCACCGCGUCCUGCUUGCGGUCAGAUUUACAAUCUUUUCCAUCCUGCUAAUCCGGUGGCCUCGAGAAUUGAGCCACUUUUGGCGACACGUUUUGCUCAGCUGCCGCCAAUACCGAUUCCGCGGUAUUCAAAAUAUCCGAUGGGCGAUGGAACGCCGACUAUUCUU
Messenger RNA from Notodromas monacha, 1409 nucleotides. Lineage: Eukaryota; Metazoa; Arthropoda; Ostracoda; Podocopida; Cyprididae. The record is from the annotation of a GenBank genome assembly.